CGAACAAACCAAUUUCACGUGAUUUCCAUUUAUGUCGCCAUUAUGUCCAUACCCUGACAGAGAGGAAGAGAGAGGGAGAAGCAAGGAACGAGAGAGAUCCAUGUAUUUCGCGGAGAAUCCAGGUGACGUCACGGGAUACGGUUUAUUUAUAAAAGCCGCUGACGACGUUGCUUAUUGUUAGAGUCAUAUCUUGUACUUUGAGCCUACUUGAGCCAGCUCCUGGCACGUCGCAGAAGUCGCUGCGGAUCGACGUGUCCUAGUUUUCUCGCCGUUAUCCUUUCGGAACGAACAUAUAUCUUGGCAGAUAUAUUUAUAUAUAUAAGGACAGAAGAGUAAAAAACAAACAUGAGUCUACAGUGGACGCUCAUUGCUGGUUUUCUCUAUAUCGAGAUUGCGAUUGUUCUUCUCCUAGUAUUGCCAGUAGCUUCGCCGACGAGAUGGCAAAAGCUCUUCAAGUCUCGGUUCUUACAAAGUAUAAAUAAUCAGGCUUCCAUUUACUUUGUGAUUUUGUUGGGUGUCCUAAUCCUCUUUCUAUUGGAUGCCAUUCGAGAGAUGCGGAAAUACUCCUCGAGCUUGGAUCACACAGAUCGUCAUCAAUUGAACCUUGAAAUGCAAGAAAACAUGAGAUUGUUUCGUGCACAGAGGAAUUUCUAUAUAUCUGGUUUUGCAUUGUUCUUGAGUUUGGUGAUACGCCGUCUUGUCAACCUAAUCUCUGCCCAAGCUUCUUUGCUCGCGCAAAAUGAAGCGGCUAUGCGACAGGCUCAAUCUGCGACGACAACAGCUAGGAGUCUGUUGUCCCAGAGAACGAUUGGUGAGAGUUUGCAGAAUGACUCCAACGAGGCGCACGAUAAAGCCGUCUCGGAACUGAAAAGUCAAAUUAAGGAAUUACAAGCUAAGAAUCAGGACCUCGAGAGCAAUUUGACUAAGGAAAAGAAGGAUAAAGAAGCGAUAAAAUCACAGGCGGAAUCGCUUACAAAGGAAUAUGAUCGUUUGACUAAGGAACAUGCGAAACUCUUGCAAUCUAGUGAUAAGAAAACUGAUUAAACAAUUGAGGUUUUCUCAUUUACCUGUUUUUUCCUAAUCAUUAUUUGCUCAUAAAUUCUUUUGUCCAUGAAAAGUUGUCCUUUUGUAACGUUAUAUUACAUAAUCUGUAUUACAUAAUAUGCAUUAUUUAAACGGGAGUCACAUUUUACGAUAUUAAAACAUUUAUAUACUUUCGUUAGAAAGAUUGUAUACAAAUAUUAGUAUUGUGUGAUGGUGUUAUGUGCCUCAUGAUACACUGUACAUCCUCUUUCCAACUUUGUGCGCUGUCCUGUGUGGACAAAGUCCAUAUCAGUCUUUCUUAAUUCGUGAUAUAUUUCUUGAUUCGUUACUUAUAUUAUCAUUAACAAAUGUAAUUCUAAGAAUUCUAUAAAUUAAAGUUUUUGUUAUA
Messenger RNA from Solenopsis invicta (red fire ant), 1432 nucleotides. Its product is annotated as B-cell receptor-associated protein 31. Bases 346 to 1044 code for a protein of 232 amino acids. Gene Ontology annotation, biological process: intracellular protein transport; endoplasmic reticulum to Golgi vesicle-mediated transport. The transcript has 3 exons. Gene Ontology annotation, cellular component: endoplasmic reticulum; endoplasmic reticulum membrane. Lineage: Eukaryota; Metazoa; Arthropoda; Insecta; Hymenoptera; Formicidae. The record is from RefSeq and is a predicted model, not a curated record.